Messenger RNA from Malassezia pachydermatis, 2400 nucleotides. RefSeq names its product dead-domain-containing protein. Gene Ontology annotation, biological process: rRNA processing. Gene Ontology annotation, cellular component: nucleus. The coding region runs from base 1 to 2400 and encodes 799 amino acids. Lineage: Eukaryota; Fungi; Basidiomycota; Malasseziomycetes; Malasseziales; Malasseziaceae. The transcript has a single exon. The record is from RefSeq and is a predicted model, not a curated record. Gene Ontology annotation, molecular function: RNA helicase activity; ATP binding; nucleic acid binding.
AUGGCUCCUGCAGGCUCUCGGAACGGAGGACGUGCGCAUGCGUUCAAUGCGCGCACGCGCGCUUCGCGUGAAAAAAAACGACAGGCAGAUACGCGUGAAAUUGAGGGCCUGAAUGCUGCGUGUGCAUCGCUAGACCUCGCCGCCGAGGACUCAGCGUUUGCCAAGCUGCCUCUCUCGCAGCGCACACGCCAAGGUCUCAAGCGUGCUGGAUUUAUUGAUAUGACGCCCAUUCAGCACGCAUCCUUGCCCAAGACGCUGAAUGGCCGCGAUGUCCUUGGCGCUGCACGUACUGGUUCCGGCAAGACGUUGGCGUUCUUGCUGCCUGUACUGGAGCGCCUGUAUCGCCAGCGUUGGUCCAACAGCGAUGGACUGGGUGCCCUGAUCAUCUCACCUACACGUGAGCUGGCUAUGCAGAUUUUCGAUGUACUGCGUAGCAUUGGUGGCUCGCAUACCUUCUCGGCCGGCUUGGUCAUUGGCGGCAAGGACCUCAAGCACGAACAAGACCGAUUGCGCAAGAUGAACAUUCUUGUCGCCACGCCUGGUCGUUUGCUACAGCACUUGGACCAGACUGUCGGCUUUGAUGCGUCUCAUUUGCAAGUCCUUGUUCUGGACGAGGCCGAUCGCAUUUUGGAUAUGGGGUUUGCCAACACCCUCAAUGCUAUUCUUGAGCACCUACCGCCGAAUCGGCAAACGCUGCUCUUCUCUGCGACACAGACCCGCAAGGUGAAGGACUUGGCUCGACUGAGUCUGCGGGAGCCUGAGUACGUCGCUGUACGCGAUACAGACGAAGCGACAACGACACCGCAGCACUUGGAGCAGUACUACAUGAUCGUGUCGCUCCCGCAGAAACUCGAUAUGCUUUUCUCCUUCUUGCGCACACAUACCCAAUGCAAGGUGCUUGUAUUUAUGAGCUCAUGUCGCCAAGUUCAAUUUGCGCAUGAAGUCUUUUGCCGCCUGCGUCCAGGUUUGCCGUUGAUGGCCUUGCAUGGCAAGCAGAAACAAACACGACGUCUAAAAAUCUUCUCGGAUUUCUCGCGCAGUAAGCACGCGGCUCUUUUUGCCACGGACAUUGCUGCGCGUGGCCUUGACUUUCCAGCCGUCGACUGGGUCGUUCAAGUCGAUGCGCCUGACUCCUCGGAUACGUACAUUCACCGUGUAGGUCGGACGGCACGGUACCAAGCACAUGGCAAGGCGCUUCUAUUUGUGCUUCCGAGUGAGCAGCAGGGUCUAUUGUCGACUUUGGAACGUGUGGAUGUGCCCAUUUCCGAGAUCAAAGCGCGCGAUACGAAGCUGCAAAGCGUUGCUCCACAACUUCAGUCCUUCUUGUUCCAGGAUGUGGAGCUGAAACAUUUGGCCCAAAAAGCGUUUGUCUCGUACGUGCGCUCUGUGCAUCUGCACAAGGACAAGGAGACGUUUGAUGUCAUGUCACUGCCGCUGAAUGAAUACGCUGCUGCGUUGGGUCUGCCAGGUGCGCCGAAAAUCAAGAUGGUUAAGGAGGCUCAAAUGAAAGCACGUGCUGCGCAACGACAAGCCCUGGCCGAGGCGCAUGCCCUAGCGCAGGCGUCCAGCAGCCACGAGGGCAGCAGCGACAGUGAUCGCACGGACUCGGACUCAGACUCAGACUCAGACUCGGGCUCGGGCUCGGACUCUGACACGGCUGCGCCGACACGUGUGCGUACUAAGCAUGACCGUCUCUUUGGCCGGCAAAAUCAGACGGUGCUUAGCCAACAUUAUGCGUCGAUGCUCGCGAGCGAUAGUGAGGAGGAUGGCUUUGAUGUGCCUGGCGGCGACGAGGACGGGGGCGAUUUGCUUACCCUGUCACGACCUGACCAUGAACUGGAAGAGGCACCCAAUGAGCUACCUUCCUCGCAUCUAUCAAAGCGGCAGCUUCUUCGCGGCGCUAGCAAGAAAGCGAUGGCCGCCGCUGGUUUGCGUGGCUCCGGUGAUCGUGUCGUCUUUGACGACGAAGGCAAUGCCCGUUCGCUGUAUGAGCUGCAGGAUGAACAUGCCUUCCAUGCACAAGGCGAUGUGCGUGCGCAAAUUGAGCAACAUGCUGAGGCAGAGCGGGCACGUAUGGCUGAGGCCGAUGUGAUCGAUAAGGACCGCGCGAAGCAGAAGCGGCAAGAAAAGCGCCGCCGGAUGAAGGAAAUCGAACGGAUGCAGGCCGAAAUGCAUGGCAAGCGCCCUGCGUCGUCCCAUGUCGCUAUGGAAGGCGAAUGGGACUCGGACGAUUCCUACGACGGACCAGGUCUGGCCGAUCUCGUGUUGCCAGGCGAAGAAGAAGCGGCGACGCCGUCAGAGGCCAAGCCACGCAAACGCGCACGGACAGAGGCGUCUGCACACGACGAUUUGGCUUCGCAAGAAGCGUUGGCUCUGCGCUUGCUGGGCGCCAGCUCGUAA